Messenger RNA from Entamoeba invadens IP1, 615 nucleotides. RefSeq lists its product as hypothetical. The record is from RefSeq and is a predicted model, not a curated record. Bases 1 to 615 code for a protein of 204 amino acids. The transcript has a single exon. Gene Ontology annotation, molecular function: deubiquitinase activity. Gene Ontology annotation, biological process: protein deubiquitination. Lineage: Eukaryota; Evosea; Mastigamoebida; Endamoebidae.
AUGAGAUCAGUCAAGGGAGAACCUAUUAUUUUGCAUGUAUACGACUUGAUGGACAACUCGUACUUAUACCCAUUUGGGCUAGGGGCGUACCACUCAGGGGUAUGUGCUUAUGGAAGAGAAUUUACAUUUUCUGAUGGUGGGGUCUUUGACACAAGACCUAGAGAUGUUGAGGCUCCAUUUAGAGAAGAGGUUCAGAUGGGGACAUUUAACGGGACGUACAAAGAAUUUCAGAUUGCGGUUGACGAUUUACGAACGGUUUUUCAGAGAGGGACGUACAAUCUUUAUAAUAAAAAUUGUAACUGCUUUAGCGACGCUCUUUGCAAAAAGUUACUUCAAAAGGGGAUACCAACUUGGAUUAACAGAAUGGCGUGGUAUGGAAAUAAGUACCAAGAGUACUUUGGGACUAUCGAUCCGAAAGGUGGUGUUGCCCCAGUGAAUAGCGCAACCACAUCAAACAAUUACAGCAACACAAAUACACAAGUUGAACAAGGGAGAAAAUUGUCCGACACGCAGCAAGCACUCCCAACCGACAGAGAGACGCUCCGCAAAUUAGUGGCGGCCCAGCACAAGAAGAAAACCGAACCAAAUCCUGAGCCUCCUAAAAAAGAAGUCUAA